Messenger RNA from Verticillium nonalfalfae, 2229 nucleotides. RefSeq lists its product as uncharacterized. Bases 1 to 2229 code for a protein of 742 amino acids. The record is from RefSeq and is a predicted model, not a curated record. Gene Ontology annotation, molecular function: ubiquitin protein ligase activity; ubiquitin conjugating enzyme binding. NCBI's taxonomy places the organism in Eukaryota, Fungi, Ascomycota, Sordariomycetes, Glomerellales, Plectosphaerellaceae. Gene Ontology annotation, cellular component: cytoplasm; ubiquitin ligase complex. Gene Ontology annotation, biological process: positive regulation of proteasomal ubiquitin-dependent protein catabolic process; ubiquitin-dependent protein catabolic process; protein polyubiquitination. The transcript has 2 exons.
AUGUCUGUUACCAUGACGCUGGUGGAGAUGGAGGAGGAUUUCACGGACCUCACCAUUCCCGCUGAUUACAUCAAAUUCUAUGGCGACCCUCUCAGUCUCGUCGCCGGCCUAGACUCUACACCAACGCAGUGGAAGGGAAAAGGCAAGGCCGUGGGGCCUUCCGUCGACGACGAACAGCCAACUGUGACGGUAGAGGAAGAAGUCGACUGGACCAGGUACAACCCUCCUGCGGCUUUGCACACAACGCCGAAUUUUCAUGACGAUGUUCUCGUUCACAUAAUCAAGACAUCAAUCGACAGAAUACAAGCGCGCAACGCCGCAGAGCAUCGAAAAAGAGAGGAAGAAGAGGAGCAGCGGAAAAAGUCGAGUGAGCCAACGACCCCAGACUCUGAAGAGGAUGCAGCCGCCAAGGAACCAUAUCUUCCCAUCAUCAUACUCUCGGAUGACCCUCAACCCGUCUCCAUCUCUGAAGUGCAGGCCCACCUCGACGAAGCAGACAAAGAAGACCUUGAGAACCUUUUCUCCCACGACACACCUGUAUCCAGGAUGCCUUUUGAUUUUGACACCAAGCCAAAGAAGGGCCGCAAGUUCAAGCUCGCCCGCCUGCUCAAGCGUCUCGCCGAUAGGGACAGUGAAACUCCCCCAGUCGGAGACUCAUCAAAGAAUGAGGAGCCGUCUAGCUCAUCUGAGGUCACCAUCAAAUACGAAGAGCCACCGCUACCGCCAACGCCACCGGAAGAAGUUGAAUGCGUCUCCUGCCUAGAUGACUUUCCUCAGUCGGCUCUUGUCAAGAUUACCUGUCACAGCUAUUGCACCCCGUGUUUCCACCGCCUCAUCACAACCGCAUGCCAGAACGAGCAGCAGUGGCCCCCUAAGUGUUGCCUUAACACAAUCCCCGAGGAGACAACUCUCGCCCACAUUCCGGCCGACCUCCAGAAGACGUUCCGUCGCCGCGCCGAGGAGUGGGCUCUCCCGGCUCCAGAUCGAAUCUACUGCAGCCGACCCACCUGCUCACGCUUCAUCCCCACGAGGCGCGUCAACCACGCCACCCGCACAGCGCGCUGCUCCCACCGCAGCCAUCCUCCAACCUGCACCCUCUGCCGCGGCCCCGCUCACCCUACCGCCGAGGCGUGCCCCUCUGACCGCGACGCCGCCCUCACCGAGGCCCUCGCUGCCGAUGCCGGCUGGAUGCACUGCGGCGCGUGCCAUGCGCUCGUCGAGCAUCGUGAGGCAUGCCAGCACAUGACGUGUCGUUGUGGGCACGAGUUCUGCUACGUCUGCGCGCUACCGUGGCAGACGUGUGGAUGUACCAUGGAUUCGCUGGCGGAGAAGCUCGCGGCGGCAGCGGCGCGGGUCGAGGCGCGACUCCUGAGGGAGGCAGAGGAAGAAGAAGCCGUGCGAAUGGUGGAGGAGUUUGAGAGGGAGGAGAGACUCAAACAGGAGCUGCUCCGGGCCGAGGCCGAGAGGGCGGAAGCCGAGCAGAGAGCCGAGCGGGAGGCCAUCAGACAGAGCGAAGUCAAGGACAGGUUUGAGAAGCUGAGACGCCAGAUGGGGGAUCUGAGGGAGCUGCAGGAUGUGCUUGUAGGCUGGCAGCACGAUCGAGAGGUUGAAGUUCUCAAGGGCGAUGGUGCUGCUGAAGAGGAGGCUCUUAAGGAGAGGCAGCUCCGAGAGAGACUAGAAUACGACCAGACGGCACGCGACAAGGUCCAAGCGCGCGAGAUAUCGUUCAAACGGGACUACGCUUCGAGAGUCGCGGAGGAGAGGGACGUCGAGGCCAAGUACAUGCUCGAGCUGCAGGCUUUCUACGAAGGGCGCGUCGAGGGCGCGGAAAUGGUCGGCGACGCGAUGACGCUACUCCGGCGGCAGAUGGACAAGGGGUGGCGCGCCUGGAGCCAGUGGCGGGACGGUGAAAUGGCGGCGUAUCAGGCCCGCGUCGACGAGGAGCGGACCAUUCAGGAGGAGGGGCUCUGCAGCGUCAAGGCGAGGUUGGAGGACAGGCUGGCCGAGCAGGCGAGGGAGGCGACCAGGAGAACGGCAGCUGAGAUGAAAUGGGCUGAGGAGGUGUGGCGGGAGAGAGAGGCCAUGAUGGUGGAGCUGGAGAGGGAGGAGCUCGAUGACGAAGAGACCGGAAGCUGGUACAGCUUUAGGGAUGCCGAGGAGGAACUGCCUGGGGAGGCGGACGCUUCGGGGUCAGGGUCGGAAUCGCCAUCGGCAGCAAUUCCGGCUUGA